AUCCUUCCAGGCUUCCACUGAAAUCCACUACCAUCCCCAUCUCUCGCAUCGCACCCACCUCCCCCGAAACCCCCAAAUUGCAAUCUAGUCCAGACUCCAGAGGCGCCCCCAAAUCCGCGAGGAAUCUCGCAGUUCACCGAGUGGGUUCCACGGAUCGGCCGCCGCCCUGACCGUCUCCGGCGAAGAUGGGCAUCUCCAGCAUGCCGGCGCCCAAGGACAGCCUUCUGGCCUACGUCCUGUACAACGCGGCGGUGUCGAUCGCCAUCCUCGCCGACCUCGUGCGUUCCGCGCUGGUGUUCCUGGGCCUCGCCGUGCCACACGCCUGGGAGGACGGCAGCGAGGAGCACCAGCUCGCGGCGAUCGCAGCCGCGGCCGCGGCCGCGGGGCCGAGCCUCGCGGACAGGUUCCGGAGCAGGUUCAGGCCGUCGCGGUUCGGGCGCCGGCGAGGCGGGGUGGACUGCCGCGUGUGCCUCGCCCGGUUCGAGCCGGAGUCGGUGGUGAACCGGCUCCCCUGUGGCCACCUCUUCCACCGCGCCUGCCUCGAGACCUGGCUCGACUACGACCACGCCACCUGCCCGCUCUGCCGCCUCCGCCUCCUCCCCGCCGCCGACGACUCUCCCUCUCCGACUCCUCGCCUCGCCCGGAUUUAGAGAUAUCUCGCCGCUACUCACUCACCCGCUCCGCCACCGGGUCAGAUCGGCGUGGCCCUGCUGUGUCCGCGUAGGAAUUUGAGAGGCCUAUUUAGCUCUAGUGCUCCCAAUUAGUAGCUUUUUUUCCUCCUCCUCCUCCUCCUUUUCCGUGCCCUUUUUUGUUCCUUCUCUUUGCUUGUGUUUGCUGCCGUGCCAUGUAAAUAUUUGCAGAGUGCUCCGACGGAGGUGUAGCACUUGCACUACUGUGUACAGGCGAAGAGACGAGAAGAAAAAAAAAAAAAAAUUGAUGCCACUACUGUGCCGAUCCCCUUUUGCUUU
Messenger RNA from Phragmites australis (common reed), 968 nucleotides. Its product is annotated as probable E3 ubiquitin-protein ligase XERICO. Lineage: Eukaryota; Viridiplantae; Streptophyta; Magnoliopsida; Poales; Poaceae. The coding region runs from base 186 to 650 and encodes 154 amino acids. The record is from RefSeq and is a predicted model, not a curated record. Gene Ontology annotation, molecular function: zinc ion binding. The transcript has a single exon.